Messenger RNA from Colossoma macropomum (tambaqui), 4321 nucleotides. RefSeq lists its product as uncharacterized. The transcript has 6 exons. The coding region runs from base 415 to 1350 and encodes 311 amino acids. The record is from RefSeq and is a predicted model, not a curated record. Lineage: Eukaryota; Metazoa; Chordata; Actinopteri; Characiformes; Serrasalmidae. Gene Ontology annotation, biological process: cellular response to lipopolysaccharide; negative regulation of T cell proliferation; cell surface receptor signaling pathway. Gene Ontology annotation, cellular component: external side of plasma membrane.
AAAGAGGAAGUAAACAGGGUUAAAAAGUUAAAGAGCUCUUUGUUUCCUCAGAACAUCUGAUCAAACGCAGAGGAGCAGAAUCCAAACCACCUGCACAGGUUUAGAACGAUAUGUACACUGUACAUCAUGAUGGCUGCAUUACUCAGCAUAUUGUAUGCAGUCUCAGGGGUGCUGUCAGCAGCUUUGGUUACUUUACCUGACAUUAAGCCAGGAGGCUCCAUCACCCUCCCCUGUAAACUCCUUGAAGACCUACCUGUGGAGCAGCUGGAUGUGCGCUGGCUGCUGGGUGAACAUCUGGUCAUCAAACUGAACCGAACCCAGAUCAUCUACAGCAUCAGCUACAGGAACAGGACCGAACUACCAGCAAGGGGUGCCAGCGUGGCGAUUUCUCCCUGACCAUCACACACACACAGCAUGGGAGACAGCGGAGUGUAUCGAUGUGUGAUCUUCAGAGAGGAGCAGGAGCUCAAACUCGCAGAGAUACAGCUUUCAGUGGAAGUCCCCCAUUCUCCCAGUGCUGUGUUUGUUAAAGUAGGGGAUGAAGUGGUUCUUCCAUGUUUUGGUCGUGUGGACUGGGUGGAUUCAGAAGCUGAGUUUGUGCAGUGGAAGAGGGGCUGGACAGUUCUAGAGUGGGUACAGGGUUCUCUGUAUGUGGAUCCUCAGUUUACAGACAGAGUAUCACUGCCCAAAGACAGAAUCCUUCAGGAUAACAUCUCCCUUGUGCUGAAGAACGCUCGCCAUGAAGACCAGGGACUUUACAUGUGCUUCUUCAGGAAGGACAAAGACAUCAGACUUGCUGCCCAGAUUAAUCUCACUGUCACAGAUCACAUGACCUGGGAGGAGGUGGGGUUUGGAUCCUCGGUGCUCCUCCCCCUCUACACUGUAUCUCCAGUGAUUGUGAGCUUCCUGCCUGAUGGAGGGAACGGUUCUGUACGAGUGUGUGAGGUGGAGAAAGAGCAAAUGAAAUGUGAAACAGCUCUACACACCCAUUGCAUGGCUCUCAAGAACCACUCCCUGGAGCUGAGGAACCUGUCCAUGAAGGAUUCUGGAACGAUCUCAGUUAUCAUGAGGGAAACACAGCGCACUGUCAGUGUUCACUUCAUACACGUCUUGCCUGCAGGUAACGCUGUGCUACAUGCAGACUCACUAACGGUGCUGAUAAUAAUGGUACCCAUUUUACUGCUGGUGCUGGGUUUCAUGCUCACCAGGCUUAUGAUUGUGCUGAAGCGGCGGAGGAGGGGAUGUCUAACUGUGGAACGGGAAACUGAAGGUCAUUGUCUCAACCACAUCGUCACCAGCAGUAAAUCAUCCAGCAUUAAUAAUGUGCAGCUUGCCAACGGCAUCAUUUAAACAACAACUGUUUACUCCGAGUGAAAAUUACUCUCAUUUACAUUUGUUAUUCAUAUUUACCAUUCAUUUCUAAAGCCUUUAUAAAUGGUUCAUAUUUAGACCUAAAGCUGAUGCUAGCUGUACAUACAAACUACUCUGAUACUGUUGAACAAGUAGACAUUACUGAUAUUUGGUAAUUUGGUAUACUGUACUAUUAAAUGGAAACGUUAUCGUGGAGCCUUUAAAAUACCCUCACCGCAUUUUAGUCAAACAAGUUGCAGUUUCACUAGAAGGAUUAUUAGAGACACAGAUCAGCUCUGCUUUUAGAAGCUCCCACUACACACUGCCACGCUCUAAAGACCAAAACCUCAGUAAACACACCCAAAGAAACACAGCUUUGUUUAACCACCAGCUCAGCAGACUGCUAACAAGCAAAUCCAGUAAUAUUAAGCUUCUGAAGUCCGUUGCUGGAGCUGGGUAGAAUUAAACAGUUAGCUUGGUGUUAAUUUAAUAUGGGAAAAGCCACAAAUGAGCACUAUUGCAGCAGUGAUCAAACAAACACUACAUAUAAAGUAGAGGUUUCCACAUGACGAACAUCCAUGACAUGCAUGGAUGACACAUUUCUGAUUAAAUGAUUAAAUAAGAUAAGAGAUGACUCUUAUAAGAUAAGAGAUGACUGGUAGAUCCCCUGCUUGGUCGCAGUGCUCCAUGGCAGCUCCUGUCCUAAGCUAUGAUAAUUAUGCACACGGUGAGCAUUAAUAUGUGAAGUUUUAGGUUUAGUGAUCAUUUUAUUGUACAUAUAUGUCCACUUGCAUAGUACUACUAUUUAUAGACAAUAAUAAUACAGUUUGUUUAGCUCUAAUUAUGUAUUUUUUAAAAGCAAUAUCAUGAUAAUAUCAUAAACCUUCAUAAAAGAUUAGGUAUUUAUUGUGAUAUAAGCAUUUUUAUCGGCACAUGUCUUCUACCAGACUUUUGCGGCAUUUAUGGGUUCAGGCCACAUCGUCAGUGCAGAACGAUUGAUUGGAACAGUUCCCAAAAGCAUUUUAGCAUUUCAGGAACUUCCACACUCAGCUGUGUAGUUCAGGGUCAUGGUUGAUUUGAUCAAAUAAGCAGGCAGCUACUUCACCACUGAAUGAGAGAUCCCUGUUUCUGAGUGAGUUUUAAGGCUGUGAAUGAGUUUGCUGAUAGACCUGCACACCUAUCAGAAGUACAUACUGACCCUCUCAAACAACCCUGCUGUACUAAAGGUUCUCAGGUGAACAUGAAUUAUGCAAUGUGAGAUGAUCAGAUCAUCACUAAAGCAGUGACCAGAGAAAAGUGUCCUACCUGCUCAGUGUGAACACAAUAACAGUGAAAAUCUGUCAUCAGGGCAGUUAUUGAUCAGCUGUGAGAGUCUGAUCACUCUGCGCUCAGUAAUCAUUACAGCUCACUGUGAUAAACUCCUUUACUGAGCGAACUGCUGAGCACACUGGUCAAAACCUUAAAGCUGUUAAUUUUGCUUAAUUGCUGCAAAAAGUGGCUCGUCAAAAAUACUUCAUGUGGUAACAAGCAGUUAAACUAGUUUUAUUCAGCUCAUAAAUUACAUUGAAAGAAUUGUUCAUUCAGAGUGUUUAUUUAGGUUGAAUAAAACGACUUAAUUUACUUCUUACCAUAUUAAGUCAUUUUUUUAGGUUGAUCUGACAAGCUAUUUUUUACGGUGAUGGGGCAGCAAACACUGCUUUAAUAAACUAGCAAAACACAGCUAACAUCAACAUUGAUAUAGUACAGUGCUUUUGUGUUGUUGUCAUGCUCUGAGUGGAUCAUAUAAAGAUUUGAACCAGUACAUUAAUGUUGAGUUUAUGCUAUUGGUUUAUGCUGGUCUAGUGCCGGUUACCCAGCAUGGUCAUACUGGUUGACCAGCAUACCAGCAUCCAUAACACAAUAUAUGCUGGUUUUACUGUGUGCUGUAUCUUCAGCUGCUACAGAGCACAAAGCAAUGGAAGCCUAAAUGACCCUGCUGAAAAAGGACCAUUAGAAACCUCUAGGAUUGAAACCUAGUGGUUUUUGUAUCUAAUGGCAAUUGGCUUAAUGGUUUCCUAUAGAGACCACUACAGGUGUUUCCUGUAGAAAGUCUUUAGAUCCCAUUAGAAAACCAUCAAAAGCAUUUAGAAUCAGCCUUUGGUCACCUGUUAAACCAUUAGGAUUUUUUACACUAUGAAAAUGGGGAGUGACUUCUAUAUAUUAAUGUUAAUGCACUGAAAACAGUGAUGCAUUUCAUUUACUUGUUUCAAAUGUGUGUUUAUUCUCAUAAGCUGAUAAAUGAAAUGCAUCAGCUCAGUUUUGUCUUUCGGUUACUUAAUUAUGUUGAGUAAGUUUAAUACCAGCGCCAAAGAGUAAAACAAAAGGAAACCACUGUUAAGUAUAUAUUAUACAAUGAGAGAGAACAAUCAGCAGCCCCACUCUGGCGUGUGAAAGCAUUACUGUGCUGUAUUUGUUCUGUAUGAAAUGCCUUUCCUUCUGCGGAACCCCAAAAAGACAGCUGUUAGAAAUCUGUAAAUGCUGUAAAUAUUUCAGUGUGUUAGUGUUAGACCUGUAUAUGACACAUUUCUGUUGCAUAGUUACUUUUGUUUUCUUUACUGUGUAAAGAAAAAAAAAUGCAUCAUCAAACAUAAAACAGCCUGGCUGACCUGAACUGGCCUGGGUUGCUUUAAUGUCUAUUACUGCCCUCUCUUCAGUGUUUAUGUGUAUUUACUUUGGCUUUAUGCAACCUUUUUCAGAUGCUGCUGUUUACAAUACAUACAUUGUGUUAGAAUUUCUGAUAAACGGACCAACAGAAAUGAUCCAAAAUUACUUGGAAAUGAAUUUUAUCUUCCAAUACAAGUUAAGAAUGUUUUUCUUUCUUCUGUGAAGUUACUGUUUUGGAGAAACGAGGUUUACAUAAUCGUUUAUACAUAAACGAUUAUGUAUAGAUGUGUUUGUAUUCAUGACAUAAUAAAUAUUUAUAUCAUUUUUA